CCGGAUCAAGAUAACAAGAUACCUAUAACGUGAGGGUAAAACCAAAGAAAAUAAAAUCAUCCGAGAUCUUCCGGGUAGAAAAGAUAUAAAACUUUUCAGUGAUAUUAAAACUGUGAUUUAGAAUAAUCGUUUACAUAGAAAAUAUUAGAUUUCAGGAUUUAAUGUACAGAGAACAAUCAGAAAAAUUGGCAUUAAAUAAGACAAGGUUUUAAAAUGAAGAAAACUGCGUAUCUAUUUGGCACCAUUUUGAUGAUUGCUAACCUAUUUGUGGCGGCAAUAAGCGAAUGUACAAUUGAUAAAAUCACGAUUUACAACCUGUAUUCUCAAAAUAUGGAGUUCACGAUGAACUGCAGAAAUCUAUCUUUGACAGAGGUACCUAAUUCAUAUCCAAAUCCAAAUUUUGACCCGAAUGAAAAGGUUUGUGCUAUUGAUUUGAGUCUGAAUUCAUUUUCCGACCUCAAAAAUGGAACGUUUCUAAACGUCAGUAAUUUGAAUACUUCAACAAUUCGAAUGCUUAAUUUAAGUUUUUCAAAUAUCUCGUACAUAUCAACAGAAGCAUUUCAUGGUUUAAAAUAUUUACAAUAUCUAAAUCUUUCGGGAAACUCCCUUUCGUGUCCGGAUGGAUUUGGAAAAGGUGUAUUUGAAUAUAUAAUAAAUCUUACAUACCUGAAUAUUAAAGAAAACAAUUUUAAAACAUUUGAUUGCUUAGGAAGAGAGCUGGGAUAUUUGAGGAAUUUAGAAGUACUGGAAGCUGAACUUUGUGAAAACUGUACGUUUGGUAAAGACUUUGAAAACCUUCAAAAUUUGAAAAAUGUAAGUUUAUCUGGUCGCACACCAGAUACUUACAAUACUAAAGUCCUUCAUAACUACACAUUUGAAGGUCUCACUAUGGUGAAAGGUCUUUGGUUGUCAUCUUGUAAUAUUUCUGAAAUAGAGGCAAACGCAUUCAGACCAAUGAACAAUAGUUUAACACAUCUUGAUAUAUCUUACAACGAAAAACUUGGAUUUGACGGAAUGAACAAAGCUCUUUACGGAUUAAAAUUUUCUUCAGCUUUGUCGGUUUUAAAUGUAAACCGGAUUCAUGACGUGCACGGACUUGGCGUGAAAUUAAAGGCUUCCAACCUAGAGAAUCUAAGUACGCUCAAUACUUUGAUAAAACUUUUUAUGGAUCUGAAUAAAAUAGAAAUCUUUGAGAAGGAAGUGUUUGACCCUAGAAGUAAAUUUCCUACUUCGCUGAGGGUCCUUACACUUGCAGGAAAUAGAAUAUCUUUUGGAGAAUAUAUCUAUUCUAUUCAAGCCGCUACCAAUAUUACGUGUCUAGAUAUAUCAAGACAGCAUUUUUAUUACGACCCUUUUAUAAAUGAGCACUAUGGACGCAAGGUAAGGAAUGAAGAAUCUGUAAAUGUUGAUGAUAUUUGCUUCAAAAAAUCUAAAAGUUUUCAAGUGUACUCUUUUCCAGAAAACUGCUCGCUGAUUCUUCCUCCAAAUUUGCUUCGGCUAAAGUGGAGAAAGAGUAUCCUCAAUUUCGAUUUAGACUAUAAUGUGUUCAUUUGUGGAGCAACAAAUCUUCAUACUUUAGAUUUAUCAUUCAAUCUAUUCACUAAAUGGAAAUGUUCCAUAAAAGGACUAGAACAUCUUAAACAUCUCGACCUAUCAGAAAAUUACUGUCACGAGAUUUCUCCUGGGUUUUUUGACCAUUUUACAGAAUUACAAUAUUUGAAUGUUUCCGGAAACUAUUUAGGACAAACGUUAGCAAAAACAUUAACUAAUAGGCCGAAUGGAAUAUUUAGAAACUUAACACAAUUAACAGAUCUUGAUUUGUCACACAAUGAAAUUGUUGGAUUUUCAGAUCGUGGCUUCUUCAAGGGGCUGACAAAUAUUCGUUAUUUAGAUCUGAAUUCCAACCGUUUGGUUAAUUGGGACUAUUACAUGCCGGAAUCUCUUAAGCUCAUAAUAGAUUUGUCGCAAAAUAAACUAACAAAUGUUUCAUCCGAAGUAAGAGAACACUUCGACAAGGUUUGCCAAAACAGUACUUGCAAUAUAACUCUUAUAUUGUUAAACAAUUCCUUUCAAUGUGACUGUGACAAUUUACCGUUUUUAAAAUGGAUAUUUUCUACCAAAGUGAAUGUUAAAAUUGAUACAUGUGUAUUGAAGUCAGAGGAGAAAAGUAUAUCGAAUUCUAGUGAUUUAAAGAAAUUAUUUGACUAUUUAGAAAAGGACAAGUGUAGCAGGAAAACCAAUCAGGACAAGACAUGGAUUACAUGGACAACUGGAACUGUUGGUGUAGUGUUUGGAAGUUUAUCUAGUAUUAUGGCUAGCUUGGGGGUUUAUAAACAUCGCUGGAAACUAAGAUAUCUAUAUUACAGACGAAAUAGAAGAUUUAACCACGAGGGAUUCGAACGUCUUUUUGAAAAUGACGCAUUUGUAUCUUAUGCAAAGAGCAAUGCGAGUUUCAUUAAACGCUACAUGGUUCCUUCUCUCGAGAAGGAGUGCGGCCUACGCCUUUGGGUGGCAGACAGGGAUUCAAUGCCCGGUACAUCUAUUGCCGAAAAUAUCACACAUGGGAUAAGUAUGAGUCGUAAAACAGUUCUACUCAUUGACAAGGCAUACCUCAAAGAUAGUUGGUGCAACUAUGAGAUGAACAUGGCACAUGUUGAAUCAACCGAAACAAAGAGAAAAAUGAUCAUCUUUGUGUUAAUGGAAGAUAUUCCAUUAGAAAAGUUGCCUAUAUGUAUAAUGAGAUUUCUACAAAGUGAACGGUCACUUGAAUACCCAGAGCAUGGUCAAGACUUAGACGUAUUUUGGAAUGAUCUUGCUGACCAAAUUAUGAAUUGACAGGAAUUACUUUCAGAAAUGUCUAUAUAUCUGUAACUGUUAACAUUCACAAUUAACAUAUCUUUAUGUGUCAAUUGCUAAACUUAUGUCCGAGGUAGGUUGGAAUCCCUUGAAUCUCGUUGUAACCAACACAAAAUUCUUCUAUUUUAUAAAAUGACCAAAAAUCUUGCCCCUCCUUAUCUUUCUGAAACACUUCCAGUUUCCACCAAUGGACAAUCAAAACUGUUACAGAGCUCCCAGAGCUUGUACCAUGAUAUUAUUAUAUCUUCUUGCCGUCCACAACUCGAGCCUUUAACAGUCUUCAAAGUGACGUUCGCAACUCUCCAACAUUAUCGUCAUUUAAACAGAGUAUACCCCCCCCCCCCUAAUAUUCAAAAGCCACCGAAAUAUGUUUACUAUGGUAAAAUAAAACUCCAUGUUUUUCACAUACGUCUGACGACUAACUAUAGCUCUUUGGCUAAAGACCUUUUUUCUAAGAAUAUCUUACCUUCGCCUCUUUGGACAAUGGAAAACAACUCGUCAUUUUUUUCCCGGCUGUCCUCUUGAUCUCAGUUGAUAAACUGUAUAAGUACAUACUGUCAUGUUUCAUUAAACAUCAUUCUUUUGGUAACACGGCACUUACAGACUAAGAUAAUGUAUUGAAAAAUCGAUUCGCUUUGACUCUCCAACAAUUAUCAACUAUCAUUAAGAGUUAAAUCACAGGACAUUUUUUCUGUUUUUGUUCCUCCUCUUUCCUCCUCUUUCCUUCUCUCAUUCUUCCAUCUAUCUAAACUCAUCAAACUAUUAUCAUUAUUAACCUUAUUUUGCUUUUUUAAUAAUUGAUUUAUAUUUAUUAAUUUAUUUUUCAAUGUAAGUUGAAACACUUCAGCCUUCUUAGUCAUCAAACGAAAAUUUCUUUUCCCUUAUUUUGCACAUAUAUUUUUGUACAUUGGGAAAAGACUUCAAUAAGCAUUAGGUUGCUUCCAGUCUAAUCAUUUUCUUGUUUUGAUUGUAAAUAUUAUGUAUGUAAAUAUGCUUAUUUAACGAAUAAAAUAUGUUCAUACAAACAUAUCUUAAAUGUUUAUAUCAUAUAAAUCAAUAUAUCCUUUGAAGCUUCGACAAAAUAUAUCUGCUUUCAAAUUAUUAAAUUGUUGCUUUGUUUUUGUAGUUAAACUUAUCUUAGCUUAAAAGAGUGAGCAGGGGACAAUGGUUCGAUUCUCCGCCGAGGUGUCAUUUCUCAUAAAAAAUUGUUAAUUACUGUUCAGUUAUCCAGCAAAUCCGGUGACCAUGUUCCACUUCUGCGACAAAAAAUGUGUUGAAAUGGCGUAAAACAGAACACUAGGCAAACAGUGUCAUGACACACUUGUACAUGUAAAAACAAUUAAUGUAUCUAAAAAGGAAUUUAAUAGUAUCUUAAUUCAAUAUUAUUGUAUAAGUUAGAUUAUAAAAAGAUACGCAGUUAUAAUGUACAGUAAAUAUUUUUUUCGGGCAAAAAUUUAGAGUGUACAUCUAUGCUAUCAUCCUCACCCAUACAGUUUAAAUGACGUCAUUCUGGUGCCUUUUACUUAUUAGUUACAUACUGGAUGACGUCAUUACGCAGCAAAUAAAUCCUGCCUGAGUGGUGUUUAUCGGCUUAUCACUAGUUUUGUCUUUGCCAUAAUCAUAUCAUGUAAAUGGGCAAAGUCAUAAGUUCUUUAAAUGAAUGCAGAUAAACAUUAAUUGAACUUGCUUAUAUCGACCCUCUGCUAUAUUCCUGAUAUACUUUA
Messenger RNA from Ruditapes philippinarum (Manila clam), 4580 nucleotides. Its product is annotated as toll-like receptor 4. Gene Ontology annotation, molecular function: transmembrane signaling receptor activity; protein binding. Gene Ontology annotation, biological process: toll-like receptor signaling pathway; inflammatory response; immune response. Gene Ontology annotation, cellular component: membrane. Lineage: Eukaryota; Metazoa; Mollusca; Bivalvia; Venerida; Veneridae. Bases 214 to 2835 code for a protein of 873 amino acids. The transcript is spliced from 2 exons. The record is from RefSeq and is a predicted model, not a curated record.